This is a messenger RNA of Paramecium tetraurelia, 195 nucleotides long. RefSeq lists its product as uncharacterized. Lineage: Eukaryota; Ciliophora; Oligohymenophorea; Peniculida; Parameciidae. The record is from RefSeq and is a predicted model, not a curated record. The transcript has a single exon. The coding region runs from base 1 to 195 and encodes 64 amino acids.
AUGAGCGAAUUAAAAAAAAUUGAUGAUGAUUAUUAUUUCAGAUUGAAUGACAUUUUUAGCAUCUGGUUAAUGAAAAAGCAAAACGCUCACUUCAAGGAUCUUUCAUACAAAGACGGCAAGAAGAAAUUUAAAAAUUUUGUAAAAGGUACAAUAAUCAAAAACUCGAUCCAUUAUAUUAUGAACACAAUAAAUUGA